Paramecium tetraurelia is the source of this 696-nucleotide messenger RNA. RefSeq lists its product as uncharacterized. NCBI's taxonomy places the organism in Eukaryota, Ciliophora, Oligohymenophorea, Peniculida, Parameciidae. Gene Ontology annotation, molecular function: DNA-directed RNA polymerase activity; DNA binding. Gene Ontology annotation, cellular component: RNA polymerase III complex; RNA polymerase I complex; RNA polymerase II, core complex. The transcript has 3 exons. The record is from RefSeq and is a predicted model, not a curated record. Gene Ontology annotation, biological process: DNA-templated transcription.
AUGAUCGAAGAAGAAUACAGACCUGAAGAUAAAGCUUCAAUAAAAAAGAAAUAUAAAGUAUUUCAAACUCUUGCUUCAAUGAUAAGACAAAGAGGGUACUUUGAAGCCAACCCUCCUAUUCUUAUUGAAGAUGAACCUUUCGAGUUGUUUGAAGCAAAAUAUCGAACAGAUGUGUUACCUUAGAGAGUAGUUUGCUUUAAAAAAGAGGACGAGACAGACAAAAUGGUUAUCUAAUUUUACACUAAAUAAACAGCUCUAAAUUACGAUGAUGCAAAAAAAUAUAUUAGUGAGCUUUCUAAUCGAUAAGUCAAGAGACUCAUAAUGGUAUUUCCGACUGACCCAUUUGCGACUAAACCAUAAGUGGUGGAAAAAAAGGCAAGGUUUUUUAUAGAUUAAGUCAAUUCCAUCUAAACCUACUCGUUUGAAUUGUUUGGAGAAGACGAUUUAGUCUACGAUGUCACUAAGCACGAAUUAGUACCUCAACAUAUCAUUUUAAAUGAUAAAGAGAAAGAGUUAUUAUUGAAGAAGUAUGGGAUGGUGGAUAAUCAAUUGCCAAGGAUAUUACAAAGUGAUCCAAUAGCAAGAUUUUUGGGACUUCAUCAUGGAGAUGUGGUAAAAAUCAUAAGAAAAAGUGAAACUGCAGGAUUAUAUGUUACUUACAGAAUAGCCAUAUGAUUUGAAUAUAUAAUUAACUAA